CUGGACUUUGGCUGGACAGAAAGAGGUCCGUUUGUGUAGAGGUUAAGCUGUAUUGAAACACAAGACCUCACUCAGGACCUGGAGCUUGAGCCAAAUGCCUGGAUUGUAAUACAGCAAGGACCAGGAAAUGUCAAGCCCCAUCACCAUAGCCCUGGCAACGCUUUGCUUCCUGUUUCUCUGGCCCACUUGUUGUAAAGGCAGCAGGAUUCUGGUAGUGCCUGUAGAUGGCAGCCACUGGAUCAACAUGGAGGUGAUCCUUCGGGAGCUGCACUCCAGAGGCCACGACCUCACUGUGCUGCACUCUGCCAAAAGCUGGUACAUCCCCAGUAACUCCUCAAUUUAUACCUCUAUUAAUGUGCGCAUGCUGGAGGAUGAUUCAGACAAGGAGUACUACAAUAGAAUGCUACAAAAUGUUAUGGAGUGCCGCAAGUUCCCAAUUUUUAUACGCACCUUUUGCCAACAAAACUUGCUUACAUCCAUGUUGGCAACAGGCCAUCAGAUUCUUGCUGGAGCAGCUGCCACAAUGUUGGAUGACCCUGUUUUUAUGAAGAAGCUGCAGGAUGCCAAGUUUGACUUAAUGUUAACUGACCCUGGUCUGACACUAGGGGUUCUUCUAGGUGGUUACCUCAGGCUGCCAAUGGUUUUCAACGUGCGCUGGAUUAACACUGGAGAGAGCCAUUUCACCAUAGCUCCCUCCCCUGUCUCCUAUGUCCCUGUGCCAGGAAGUGAACUUCAUGAUCAGAUGGAUUUUCUGGAGCGAACAAAGAAUAUGUUACAUUAUCUUUAUAGUGUUGUUGAACAGCACUUUUUCAUUAAUCCUGCGUACUCAGAUCUGAUUCAGCGGCACUUCCCUCCUGGAACAGACUUGCUAUCUUUGGAGCGUGCUGCUGAUAUAUGGCUGGUGAGGACAGAUUUUGUCUUUGAGUUCCCUCGGCCAACCAUGCCCAAUGUGGUCUACAUAGGGGGGUUCCAGUGCAAAAAGGCCCGUCCCCUCCCUGCUGAGCUGGAGGCCUUUAUGCAGACCUCCGGGGAGCAUGGGGUGGUGGUCAUGUCUUUGGGGACAUUUGUGUCAGCCCUGCCUCGUGAGGCCUCAGAGGCAAUUGCCGCUGCUUUUGCUCAGCUUCCUCAAAAGGUAGUGUGGAAGUUUAUGGGUAAAAAGCCUUCAUCUUUGGGGAACAACACCCUGCUGGUGGACUGGCUGCCUCAGAAUGAUCUCCUGGGACACCCCAAGACUCGUGUCUUUGUAGCCCACGGAGGCACCAAUGGCAUGUAUGAGGCCAUCUACCAUGGCGUUCCUGUUCUGGGGCUGCCGCUCCUCUUUGACCAGUUUGACAACGUACUCCGGCUGAAGGUGCGUGGGGCAGCUCGGGUGGUGGAAGCCAAAUCACUCACCAAAGACAACUUCCUGGAGGCUAUAAAGGACAUCCUGGAGACUCCUUCAUACCGCAACAACAUACAGCGUCUCUCCAAGCUACACCGUGACUAUCCAAUGUCUCCUAUGGACACUGCCAUCUUUUGGAUUGAGUAUGUCAUCAGGAACCAAGGAGCAGCCCACCUGCGCUCAGCAGCUUUUAGCCUGCCUUGGUACUCCUACUUUUGCCUGGAUGUGUUUUUUUUAAUCAUGUUCCUCAUUGGAGCCUUUGUCUGGGCUUCAGUCUCAGUCUGCAGGAUUCUCUGUUGCCGGAGGUCCAGGAGAAAAAUGAAAGCAGAGUAA
Thunnus maccoyii (southern bluefin tuna) is the source of this 1714-nucleotide messenger RNA. RefSeq names its product UDP glucuronosyltransferase 5 family, polypeptide G1 (gene ugt5g1). The transcript is spliced from 2 exons. Lineage: Eukaryota; Metazoa; Chordata; Actinopteri; Scombriformes; Scombridae. Bases 128 to 1714 code for a protein of 528 amino acids. The record is from RefSeq and is a predicted model, not a curated record. Gene Ontology annotation, molecular function: UDP-glycosyltransferase activity.